Messenger RNA from Callorhinus ursinus (northern fur seal), 2802 nucleotides. Lineage: Eukaryota; Metazoa; Chordata; Mammalia; Carnivora; Otariidae. The record is from RefSeq and is a predicted model, not a curated record.
AUGAAUGGAAGGUCAUGCAGCAUGAGUCUCCACCGGACAUCAGGAACCCCACAGGGGCCCGGGAUGGUCAGUGGCCAAUACAUUCCUCCCAUCCGAGCCCACUCUGGGACUCCUGGCCCCUCGUCCUGUGGCAGCACAGCGAGCCCUGCCAUCGGAAGCCUUGCUAACAGCCUUCAUCUCAAGAUGCCCUCGGGAGGAGGGAUGGCUCCUCAGAGCAACGUGGCCGAGAGCCCCCUCCAUCUGCCCGCCUUGAGCCCCAGGAGACAAGUGCUCACCAAUGGGAAGCCACGAUUCCAGGUCACCCAGGCUGGAGGCAUGUCAGGGCCACACAAUUUAAAGCCAAAGCAGCAGGAGUUUGGAAGUCCUUUUCCUCCAAAUCCUGGGAAAGGGGCUCUUGGCUUUGGGCCUCAGUGCAAGUCCAUUGGAAAAGGCAGCUGCAACAAUCUAGUGGUCACCAGCAGUCCCAUGAUGGUUCAGCGACUGGGACCCAAUUCACCUCCAGCAAGCCAGGUCUCUACAGCAUGCAACCAGAUCAGUCCUAGCUUACAGAGGGCAAUGAAUGCUGCCAACCUGAAUAUACCUCCUUCAGAUACCAGGUCCCUUAUUUCCCGCGAGUCUUUGGCGUCCACGACUUUGAGUCUCACAGAGAGUCAGUCAGCCUUGAGCGUGAAACAAGAGUGGUCUCAUGGCUACAGGGCUCUCCCGUCACUCUCCUCCAGCCACAGCUCCCAGAACGGCACUGAUCUAGGGGACCUCCUUAGCCUUCCUCCCGGGACAGCCGUGUCCGGCAAUAGCGUCUCUAACUCACUGCCGUCCUACCUUUUCAGCAUGGAGAACAGCCACUCCCCUUACCCCAGUCCCCGGCACUCAUCGGCCAGGCCCCACUCGGCCCGCUCCAAGAAGAGAGCGCUGUCCUUGUCUCCGCUGUCUGACGGCAUUGGGAUAGACUUCAAUACCAUCAUCCGCACCUCGCCCACCUCACUGGUCGCCUACAUCAACGGGUCGAGGGCCUCCCCGGCCACCAUGUCCCCGCAGCCUGAGGUCUACGGGCAUUUCCUGGGGGUGCGUGGCAGCUGCAUUCCCCAGCCGUGCUCGGUGCCGAGCAGCCAGAAGGGCGUGCGGGUGGCCAACGGUGGCCUGGUGCUCCCGGCCUAUGGCGAGGGCGGCGUGCUGGAGUGUGAGCGCAUGCAGCAGCUGGAGCACGGAGGCCUCCAGCCAGGGCUGGUCCACAACAUGGUGGUACAGCAUGGUCUGCCCAACCACGACGGCCAGCCAGGCGGCCUGCUGAAGACGGAGCGCCUCGAUGAUUUCCCGGGUGGUGCCCUGGACCUGCCCCCUGCGCCCCCUCUGCCCCCUCUGCCACCACCCCCGCAGGGCCCCCCACCCCCCUACCACUCCCACCCCCAUCUGCACCACCAGGAGCUAGUGGCCCGGGCCCAGCCGCUGGCCCUUCCCCAGGAGGCCCUGGAGGAGGACGGGGAGAUGGAGGACGUUGGGGGCAAACACUGCUGUCGCUGGAUCGACUGCAGCGCCCUGUAUGACCAGCAGGAGGAACUUGUGCGGCACAUCGAGAAGGUUCACAUAGACCAGCGCAAAGGGGAAGACUUCACUUGCUUCUGGGCCGGCUGUCCUCGAAGGUACAAGCCAUUCAACGCCCGGUAUAAACUGCUCAUCCACAUGCGAGUCCACUCCGGGGAGAAGCCCAACAAGUGCACGUUUGAAGGUUGCAAGAAGGCCUUUUCCAGGCUUGAGAAUCUCAAGAUUCACUUGCGGAGCCACACGGGUGAAAAGCCGUACCUGUGCCAGCAUCCGGGCUGUCAGAAGGCAUUCAGUAACUCCAGCGACCGCGCCAAGCACCAGAGGACACAUCUGGACACUAAACCUUAUGCUUGUCAAAUUCCAGGAUGCACCAAACGCUACACAGACCCAAGUUCCCUACGAAAGCAUGUGAAGGCACAUUCUUCCAAAGAUCAACAAGCAAGGAAAAAGUUGCGGUCCAGCGCAGAGCUCCAUCCUGACCUGCUCACGGACUGCCUCACAGUGCAGCCCCUGCAGUCGGCCACCUCCCCACACGCUGCUGCUGCUGAUGGGGCGGUGGGAUGCUCCCCCGGGCCUGGGCCUGACCUCUAUCCAGCCUCCAUCUUCGGCAACAGUCAUUCAAGCCGAAGCGGAACAGCUGCUGGGCCCAUGCCAGCCCCGCAUGCCGUCGGCCACCCUUCCCCGGGCCAGAGUGUGCAGGGGAGCCCCCACAACCCUGCCUCCCAGUUACCUCCGCUCGCAGCUGUGGACGCGGGAGCCGAGAGGUUUGCACCUUCUGCCCCGUCUCCUCACCACAUCAGCCCCCGGAGAGUUCCAGCUCCUUCUUCAGUAAUGCCGAGAACGCAGCCUCCCCACACACAGCAGCCAGCAGGUGGGCCACACCUGAAGUCUUACCAGCCGGAAACAAACUCUUCCUUUCAACCAAGUGGGAUCCACGUCCAUGGAUUUUACGGGCAGCUACAGACAUUCCGCCCCCCCCAGUAUCCCGACUCCCAGAGAGCCGUGCUGCCCAGCAGCCCCUGCAGCGGGGCACCUUCCUUCGAGGACUGCCUGGCCCCCACGCCCAUGGGGCAGGCCGGCUUUGAUGUGUUCCACAGAGCCUUCUCCGCUCACUCGGGCAUUGCAGUGUAUGAUUUGCCUUCAGGGUCUUCGAGCCUCUUCGGGGAGUCUUUUCGCAGCGGACCUGAGGACGCCACGUUUCUGCAGAUCAGCGCCGUGGACCGCUGUCCUAGCCAGCUCUCCUCUGUUUAUACUGAAGGCUAA